Aspergillus viridinutans is the source of this 453-nucleotide messenger RNA. RefSeq lists its product as uncharacterized. The coding region runs from base 1 to 453 and encodes 150 amino acids. The record is from RefSeq and is a predicted model, not a curated record. The transcript has a single exon. Lineage: Eukaryota; Fungi; Ascomycota; Eurotiomycetes; Eurotiales; Aspergillaceae.
AUGGCCCUGCUUCGCUGUCUUUAUGCAGUCACAGCGCUGCUCGUCGCGACAGCUUGCGCUCAAGCGUCACCGGCACCGUGUUUGGUUUCGCCAGCGCCACCACCGACGGCGGCGAGACGACGACACCCGCUGCAUCCAGCGACAUUGCCGAGCUUACCAUUCACUGGAAACUACAUCCACCACGCCUCUGGCCGCUCGUCUAAGCUGGAGUUCAACAACUACUGGCACGUGUAUAACAACUACGGUACAACAACACCAGCCACGCAAUUCGAUGUGAGCAGACGCACAAACGCUCUCAUCGAGGGCAACGUCUUCGAUAGUGUUGACGUUCCGUUGCAGGACAGCAGCGCUGGCGCUAUCUUCGCGAUUGAGUCCAGCGACCAGUCCACCUGCCGCUCUGCCAUGGGUCAGACCUGUGUGGGAUGCUAUUCCCGGCGCGUGAAAGACAUCUGA